This is a messenger RNA of Lates calcarifer (barramundi perch), 1865 nucleotides long. Its product is annotated as coiled-coil domain-containing glutamate-rich protein 1. The coding region runs from base 505 to 1182 and encodes 225 amino acids. The record is from RefSeq and is a predicted model, not a curated record. The transcript has a single exon. NCBI's taxonomy places the organism in Eukaryota, Metazoa, Chordata, Actinopteri, Centropomidae.
GGCUCUGAGGGGAAGGCAGAGCCACAGUCAGUGUUGGUCAGAGUUGAGUGCACCACAGCUGCUGGCCUAAAACUGAGAGAGAGAGAGAGAGAGAGAGAGACAGAGAGAAAAAAAAAUACAGAUUUUAAAUCAGAGGACGCUUGACACCCCUCAGCAGCUCACUUCAGUUCACUAAUCAGUGCUGUAAAGAGCUGAUUUGACUUUGAGAGAGGUGAAGAAGAGAGAUUAGAGAAACAGAGGAGGGCGUGACAGGGAGCCAGUCGAGCAGGCAAGCUGCUACUGCAAGAGGAGGAAGAGCAGGCUAUGCACCAGCCAAAGCCAGAGGUCAAGAAAAAAAGCGAGAGAAUAGUGAAAAGGUAGACUCUGAGCGACAGGGAGGUCAUUUGUGAUCUGAGCCAGAAAACCAGAAACCAGCCUCUCUUUGUUGUUGUGUGGGCCACCGUGAGGAGGAUGUGAAGGAGAGCAGCAGGGAGGAAGGGAGGCGACUGCGAGAAAGACAAGAAAAUGCUGUCAGAGAUGAUGUGCAGGAGGAGCUGCCAGCAGCAGCAGGAUGGGAAAGAGGCUCCACAGAGGGACGCUGCCAGCCGCAGGAAGCACGGCUGGUCCAAGAGCUGCAGGGGGCGCCUGCAGGGGCGGAGGACAGGAGGGGGAGGGUGGCCGAGAGGGCGCAAUCACCACCACCAACACCCUCAACGUCAUAAUCCCUAUUACCAUCAUCCCCGACAUCUCCAGAGGCCGGUGAUGUCGCUCCGGCCCGUCAACGUCAAGGGGAACAGAGCGAGGGGGAUGCGGGCCCCCAAGAACACCAACCAGUUUCUGAUGCACGAGAAGUACCAGAUGCUGCACAUGCGCUCCGACUCGGUGGGGAGCGACAGUGGCAGCAGCUCCGACAGCGACAUGGAGCUCACGGACAUGGACUCGUACCUGGGCGUCCUGGAGAAUGCAAGGGGAGCCCUCCUGGAUAGUCCCAACCCACACGGCUCAACAACGCCACCGGGACAGAUCCUGGUACUGCACGAGGACAGUCUACAUCUGCACGAGGACAGUCUGCGUCUGCACAAAGACAGUCUGCGUCUACAGGAGGACAGCAUGCAGUAUUUCCCCUCUGAGGACGAUCUGAUGCAGAGCCAGAAUUUCAUGCAGAGGGACUUUGUUGAGUUCUGUGACAUCCUGACACCCUGAAGGGAAACUUUCAGGGAGCCAUUUUGUUCCCAGCAGUGUGAGACUCAACCCUCAGACUGAUUGGGGUCAGGUUUGUUCUGAUUCAUGUUCAUAGACAAUACUAAAAAAUCUCCACCUUAUUAAGUCAUUUAGCCUUAAAAGUUGAAAAAUCUGCCGCAGACUGAGAUUAUUUCAUUAGUUUCCAGCAGGAAUAAACUUUUUAAAGAUAUUGUUUUUUAAAAUCAAGUGUCAUUUUCUUAACAUUCCUGCAGUGAUUUGCCUCACUCUGUCUUUUUUUGAGACACUGGCACUGAUGUUUAGAGAACAACACUGCACGGAGAGAAAGUGGAAUUAUCUCACCCUGUUGGCAUUUUUCCAGGUUUAAAGAAAUAACUUUAACUGAAUGCAAGAUUAAAUGACAUUACUAAGACGGAUGUUUUUUUGUUUCUUUUUACAGUUCAUGUUUGGUUCAUGUACAGUGUGUAUGGAUGCUGUAAAGUGCUGCCUUUCUGUUGUUGUUGUUGCACACAAAGGGAGAUGGGCUGGGUGGUGGGAGUGAGCCCAAACAGCCAAUCAGAAUCGAGCUGACUGGAUUAGACUGCAGCUGAUUGGCUGACACAGACUGUCAUUAACAAAAAAGUCUUUUACUGUACAAAAAUGUUAAGAAAGAAGAAAAAACAGAAAUAAAUACCUGAUUGAUGUAA